UAUAAAAUUCUCCCCCCAAAACAAUUUUUUCUUUUUGUGGAGAUGUGAGGCUGGUUAGUGGAGAAGAGAACGGCGAUGAAACCCUAAACUCUCUACCGCCAUUUUCGCCGCCGUUUCCGCUUCCAUUUUCGCCAACGGCGCCAUUAUCACUGCUGUGUCUGUUGCAGUAGUAGAGAGCUUCUGGAUCGAGCCACCUAUCUUAUGAAUACAUUUUCAGAUCUGUCUCUUUAUACUGACGUUGCUGUCACUGUUGCCACCGCAGAUUCUGCCGCCGUUGCCGUCGCAGUAUAUACCGUUGAUGCUACCAUAGUUGUCGUGGUACAACGCAUUUUCAAAUCUGUUUACUCCUGAGCUUCUUCUUCAACGCCGCUUUCUCUCACUCUAAUUUUUCCUUUGAACUACCACUGGUAGUGACUAUAACGGUUGGUGUUGUGAGUGUUGCAGUAGGGAUUGGUCUUCCAGUGUUCUAUGAGUCUCAAAUUGAUAAUGCUGUCAACACCUAUCUCCUCUCUCAUUUACUUUAUCAAAUUACAAUUUCAAUUAUUAUUAUUAUUAUUAUUAUUAUUAUUUCUUGCAGGCUAAGAGAGAAAACACGCAUUGUGUGGUUGUGUUCUUUUAUUUUACCAUGAAGAAGAGCAAAUCAUCUGAUAAAUGCCCUGAUGGCCAAACAUUGGGAACUUAUGGUUCAGCAACUGUUGGAUUGAUUCUGAUUUUUUCUGUGCCUCCUAGGUCAGUUUUGAGUAUCUCAUUUCAGGUAUACAUUAAUGACCAUGGCCUUGUGAAAAAGUAUAGGGAUCUUCAAACUCAUAGACACAUACCAUACAGGGAAAACAAGAAUCUUACCGGUACAGCAUGCUAUGCAAGUGUCAACACUCAUCUUGGAAUUGAACAAAGCAGAAGGGAUGAUCUGGAAUCUCUUGGCUAUGUGCUCAUGUACUUCUUAAGGGGAAGUGAUGCCAGCAAUGUAUGAAUAUGGGAGUAGUAGUGAACCAUCAUUCUCAACUGCUACUCAGGAUUCUUCUGCUGAUGAUGAUUUCUCAACCGGGUAUCUUCAGGAUGUUUUCCUUGAAUUCGGGGAUCAUUCCAAAUGUAGGCGCUUGCUGCCAAAUGCUGACAAUCAUCAUGAUCAACAAUAUUCCAAGACUAGUAGUAGUGAUCUUGAAAAGAGCUUGUGGAACUUGAACCCCACAUUCUGCAUGAACCAGAAUAUAGAAAGCAUUUUUGGACUUUCAGAUGAGGACAUAAUAAGCACAUUUUGGAGCAGAAUAAUGAGAGAGGAAGCAAAGAUUCUUGUAGAAGAAGAGACAACAACAACAACUACUAAUACCAUAUUAUCAGGGAAAAUGGAAUUCAUGUACAAAAGAUUGGAGCAUGAAGCAGAAGAAAAGGUACAAGCCCUGAAGGAGAUUAGAGAGACAGUGAAUCACAGGAAUCAUAUAGAUGGCAGUGUGAAAUUGAUUGGUACUUCAUUAUUUAGCUAGCUUUAGAUUCAGCACUCAUUCCAUGGUUAGUACCACCAUUGACAAUACAUUUGGUUUUUGUAGAGCAAUUAGUAAUUGACUCUCUAAUUGAUGUCACUACAGUAGAAGGAUAACUUAAUAUUAGUGAUAUUUAAGCAUAGUAAGAAGUGUAUUAUUUUAGUGAUUACUAGUUUACAGAGGUUUACUAGUUUACACCUUUUGAAAGUUUUUUUCUGUAUCUUUUAUGAGAAUUAUGAUUCAUUUAUGGGUAGCAGGCUGUUAAUCUGUUUUUGAUUGGAUUGGCUUAACUUUGAAG
Arachis stenosperma is the source of this 1776-nucleotide messenger RNA. RefSeq lists its product as uncharacterized. Gene Ontology annotation, biological process: signal transduction; endocytosis; peptidyl-serine phosphorylation. Gene Ontology annotation, molecular function: protein serine/threonine kinase activity. The transcript is spliced from 10 exons. Lineage: Eukaryota; Viridiplantae; Streptophyta; Magnoliopsida; Fabales; Fabaceae. The record is from RefSeq and is a predicted model, not a curated record. Gene Ontology annotation, cellular component: nucleus; cytoplasm. Bases 626 to 970 code for a protein of 114 amino acids.